CGUGCCUCGAUUUCGCUGUAACCCGAGUAUGCACUCACAAAUUAUCUUGCAUUGGUCCACAGUCAGCCGUCGUUUUGCAUUGAAUCUCUCCUCUGCGUGAGUCUUUCGGGUCGUCCUUUCUCGGAAACCCGUUGGCAGCUUCCGUGUCCCGCAAUCGCGCGGUAGCCCGGCUCUCCGCUUAACCCAUGCGAUCGGCGGGUAUUUCUCAGACAUCAUUCCACAAACUCCAAGAUUGCCUUUUUCGUUGCUAUCUCAACAGAAUCGGAGUUUCUCUCUUUUGUCUUGCCAUUUGCAUUGUGCGGCCCUAUCUGUGCAUUUCUUCCCAUCGCUGAGGAGUCGUGACUCCUUCCGCUCCUAGGCCACCUCGAAUUGCCCGAGCAAUGGCCUCCGCGAGGCGAAGAAGAAAUCCUUCCCGCACUUCGAUUUCGAUCCACGAUCAACCCAGGUCUUUCGGGAUUAAUCAGUCAGAGCUCACAAGUCUGGUCGAUGAGAAGGACCUCGGCGACCUCCGAGAAAAACACCGCGGCGUACCGGGAAUCGCCGAAGCCCUUAAUACUAAUUUCUUUCGUGGAAUCAGCGGCGAACCGGAUGACGUCACUCGCAGGCAAAACGCAUUCGGUGUCAACACAUUCAAGCGGCCCGCCAAGGGCUUCUUCCACUUUUUGCUAGAGGCUUUCAAGGACCUCACGCACCUGAUUCUUCUUGUUUGCGCUGGGCUUUCGCCCGGGCUUGCGAUCAAGGAGAGCGGGCUCAGGGAAGGCUGGUACAGCGGCGGGACCUCAUUCUUCUCAGUUUUCCUCGUGAUUGUGGUGUCCGCCGUGUGCAAAUACCAGCAGAAUCGGCAGUUUGAUAAAUUGUAUGGGGCUACCGGUAAUAUUCUCUUCGAUGUGAAAAGAAAGGGCCAGCGGCAGCAAGUGUCCAGAUCCAAUAUCGUCGUCGGAGAUGUCGUUUGUCUGUGUCCCGGCAAUCAAGUCCCGGCAGACGGUCUGUUCUUUGGGUACCGCUUGUUGGUCGACGAAUCGAGCAUGACCGGGGAGAGUGAUUGCGUAGAAGAGAAGAGACAUCAGAAUCCAUUCCUGUUCUCUGGAACAAAGGUCGUUGAUGGGGAAGCUCUGAUGCUGGUCACAGCGGUUGGGAUGAACACAAAGGAGGGCAAGAUGAUGAGUUCAAUCAACCGCAGCAGCAGCGAGGAGACCCCUUUACAGGCUUGGCUCAACAAGCUCACCUCGUCGAUUAGCAAAGUCAGCUUGGUGGUCAAUUUUCUGGUUCUUGUGGUCCUGCAAAUUCUCUACUUCACGGGAAAAAAACAGGGCGCGAACAGGAAACAGGAAUUCGAUCCAAGCCAAACGAUGGGCGACAACAUCAUGAACUCUGUGGGGGGGAAAAUUGCAGCCACAGUGACAAUCGUAUCGCUCAUGAUUCCCGAAGGAUUGCCAAUCGCGGUAACACUCAUUCUUGCUUGUUCAAUGAAGAGCAUGAGGGAUUGGGCGAUGGUGAGGAAGCUUUGGGCCUGUGAGACAAUGGGGUCAGCCACCACUAUUUGCAUCGACAAGACUGGCACUCUCACGACGAACCAGAUGAAAGUGACGAAAUUCUGGGUCGGCCUAGGCUUGGCGGCAGAAAACGGGUGCUCCUCUGCCUCCAAGUUUGUCCUGGAUUUGAUUCGGGAUGGAGUUGCUUUGAACACAAAUGGCGGCGUCUACAAUCCAGAGCUAUAUUCAGAAUCGUUGUACGGGUUAUCCCGUUGUCCCACCGAGAAAGCGAUUCUUUCCUGGGCAGUUUCACAAUUAAGCAUGGACAUGCAGGAGAUAAAGGAAAGCUGUCGAGUCAUCGCACGCGAAGUCCUCGACAAGCAGAAGAGAAGCGGUGUCCUAAUAAAGAAGACCAUGGAUGACAGAGUCCAAGUGCACUGGAAAGGAGGGGCGGAGAUGAUCUUGGCGAUGUGCUCGAGCUUCUACGAUGGGUCGGGGAUAGAGAAAGAUUUGGACGAAGAUGAAAGGAAGAAAUUCAAGCAGAUAAUCCAGGGGAUGGGGGCGAGCGGCCUGAGCUGCAUCGCUUUUGCUCAUAAACAAUCCUGCGUUGAAUCCUACGCAGAAGCGAUCAGAAAAGGAAAUUACAUUAACGAGAUCCAAAAGGACAGGCUGACAUUACUAGGACUCGUUGGUAUUAUUGAACUGUGCCGUCCUGGUGUGGAUCGCGCGGUCCAAGCUUUUCAGGACUCCAGAGUGAACAUCACGAUGAUUACAGGAGACAACAGCUUCGCUGCUAAGGCCAUCGCCAAAGAGUGCGGGAUUCUCAGGCCCGAGGAUGAUGCCUCCGAUGAAGCCUUCGUGACAGGGGCUGAUUUCCGCGACUACUCGAUUGAGAAGAGGCUUGAAGAAGUUGAGAAAAUCCGGGUCAUGGCGAGAUCCUCCUCUUCUGAUAAGCUCCUCAUGGUUCAAUCCUUGAAGAAGAAAGGCCAUGUGGUCGCCUUCAUAGGGGACGGCACGAACGACGCACUGGUCCUCAAGGAAGCCCACAUCGGGGUCUUGAUGGGCAUCCAAGGCAUUGAAUUUGCCAAAGAGAGCUUGGACAUUGUCAUCCACAGCGACAACUUCUUCUCCGUGGCGGAGGUGCUGCGUUGGGGUCGAUGCAUCUAUGAUAACAUCCAGAAGUUCAUCCAGUUCAAGCUCACAGUAAACGUCGCGGCCCUUUUGAUCAACUUUGUGGCCGCAAUCUCCUCCCGUGACGUCCCUUUGACAGCCAUCCAGCUCUUAUGGGUGAACCUGAUUGUGGACACGCUUGGCGCCUUCGCCCUGUCCACAGACCUGUCCACAGAGCAGACCAGGGAGGUCAUGAAAAAGCCCCCCGUGGGCUGGACCGAGCCACUCAUAACAAACGUCAUGUGGAGGAAUCCGCUGGGACAAGCAAUUUACCAAGUGGCUGUUCUCCUCACUCUACAAUUCAAGGGCGAAUCGAUCUUCUGCGUGGACGAGGUGGUGAAGCGGACUUUGAUAUUUAACGUGUUCUUCCUGUGCCAGGUCUUCAACGAGUUCAAUGCGAGGAAGCUUGCGAAGAACAUAUUUGAGGGCAUUCACAAGAACAAGCUGUUCCUAGGGAUCAUCUUCAUGACGGUGGCCCUCCAGGUGGUGAUGGUCGAGUUCCUGAAGCAGUUCGCGGUCACGAAGAGGUUGAGCUGGGGACAAUGGGGUGCAUGUGUCGGGAUCGCGGCCGCGUCUUGGCCUAUUGCUUGGGUCGUCAAGUGCAUUCCGGUCCCUCAUACACCAAUCUCACAGCUAAUUGAGAAAAUUAUACAGAGAACAGUAAUUAGGUUCAGGAACGCCAAUUGUUUUUAACUCAAUACUUCUUAAUGUACUGGCGUAUUGAAUUUCUCUUGAUACAGCGUGAAUUUUUUUUCUCUUUUUUGGGUCCUUUGACCUAGAAAAAUGAAAAAAAUGUGCAAUGAAUCAAUGUAAUUUUUCCAAUUC
This is a messenger RNA of Eucalyptus grandis, 3467 nucleotides long. Its product is annotated as putative calcium-transporting ATPase 13, plasma membrane-type. The transcript has 2 exons. Bases 381 to 3335 code for a protein of 984 amino acids. Lineage: Eukaryota; Viridiplantae; Streptophyta; Magnoliopsida; Myrtales; Myrtaceae. Gene Ontology annotation, molecular function: ATP binding; P-type calcium transporter activity; ATP hydrolysis activity. The record is from RefSeq and is a predicted model, not a curated record. Gene Ontology annotation, cellular component: intracellular membrane-bounded organelle; membrane. Gene Ontology annotation, biological process: calcium ion transmembrane transport.